AUGUUAACUUACGACAGUAAAAUUAUAUUGGCGCCAAUGGUUCGCAUCGGCACAUUACCCAUGCGACUUUUGGCACUACGAUAUGGUGCAGAUUUAGUUUAUACUGAAGAACUAAUCGAUUGGAAAUUUUUAAGAUCAAAACGUAGAUAUAAUGAUAUUUUAAAUACUGUAGACUAUGUUGAUCAAACAGAUGGAACAAUCGUUUUUAGGACUUGUAAUGAAGAAAAGGACAGAGUAAUACUACAGCUGGGAACAUCUAAUGCAGAAAGAGCUUUAAAAGUCGCAAAAUUAAUAGAAAAAGAUGUAGCAGCUAUAGAUAUAAAUAUGGGAUGCCCAAAGGAAUUUUCUAUCAAAGGUGGCAUGGGUGUUGCUUUAAUGGCCCAGCCAGAAAAAGCAUUUAACAUAUUGAAAACUUUAGUAGAUAAUUUAUCUAUACCAGUUACUUGUAAAAUAAGGAUACUUCAAACACCAGAAGAAACAUUGGAGGUUGUAGAGAAACUGGUGAGUUCAGGAAUCAAAGCGAUUGGAAUACAUGGCAGGACAAGGGAUGAACGUCCACAACACGCAGUUCACACAGAUAUAAUAAAGUUUGUUGCGGAAAGAAUUUCUGUACCCGUUAUAGCAAAUGGAGGUUCUAAAGAAAUUGAAAAGCAUGCUGAUAUUUAUAAAUUCAAAGAAAUGACUGGAUGUUCCAGUGUUAUGAUUGCAAGAGCUGCAGAGUGGAAUUGUUCCAUUUUUAGGAAAGAAGGGUUACUCCCAAUGGAUACUGUCAUUGAGGAGUAUCUAAAACUUGCUGUUGAAUAUGAUAAUUCACCAUGUAACACAAAGUACUGUGUACAAAAUAUUUUGAGAGAUUUACAAGAUACACCCAGAGGGAGACAGUUUUUAGAUUGUCAAACACUAGAACAAAUAUGCUCCAUAUGGGGUUUAGGAGAGUUUUGUAGAGAAACACAGUCCAGUUACCAGAAGAGGGGAAUACAAGGAAGGUGGCAAGUCACUCCAGAUGAUUUGGAGCCUCCUCAAAAGAAAAUGAAAGCACUUGACAUUGAUGUAACAGAUGUCAUUCAAAUGAAAGUGAGUUUUAUUCGAGCUAAUUUUAAUGACCAAACUUUACCCAAAUUCAAACUCCAUUCAUGGGCUGGCAAAAAUGGCCUAAAAUUACCUGUAUAUGAAACACAUCAAGUGGAAAAGUUAUUCCGUACAAUAAUUACUUUUAAUGGCAAAAAAUACUCAUCAUCAUUUUGGGAGAAGAACAAGAAAUUUUCUGAGCAAGGUGCAGCCUUAGUCUGCAUAUUUCAUUUGGGAUUAGUAACAGAAGAAGAUUUAAUAAAACUUGGUAGUAUAAUAAAAUAA
Messenger RNA from Spodoptera littoralis (African cotton leafworm), 1353 nucleotides. NCBI's taxonomy places the organism in Eukaryota, Metazoa, Arthropoda, Insecta, Lepidoptera, Noctuidae. The record is from the annotation of a GenBank genome assembly.